Molecule: messenger RNA, 879 nt
Organism: Anisakis simplex (herring worm)
Lineage: Eukaryota; Metazoa; Nematoda; Chromadorea; Rhabditida; Anisakidae
Source: the annotation of a GenBank genome assembly
AUGUCAUCAAAAAUUGAUAAAGGCACUGGUGAGAUUACAAUUUGCUGGGAUGAUUUUCGCAACACUAAAAAGAGANUCCGAGAUGAGGAUAUAAAUUCAGAUGCUGAAACGAAAAAAGAUCAAGCAAGUUGUUGUUCGGCAGCUGAAAUAUUAGACCAGAUUCAGAAACGCGAAGGGAUGUGUCUUCAUGGCACCGGAGACGUUGGUGAACCGGAACCGGUUAAUUUCGGUGAGGCUAAGCCAGCUGAAGAAAUCCUGGAAAAGGUUAUGCUUAGAGAAGGGAUGGCUCUUCACGGAAAUGGAGAUAUUCUGAAUGGGGUCACUCUCAUCAAUAACUUUUAUCACUGUGAGGAGAAAUCAAUAAUGUUGUUGCGAUGGCGCAAAGAAUUGAAGAGUGCCGUCUCGCUACAGCUCACCAGCGAUCGUGAGCUAUUGGCCAUGAAACCUCUCUGGCAUCCAGUCUUAAGGGAUCNAUCUCCGGGUGCGUCGUUCAACAGAAUCUGGAGACGCCUCACUCAUACCAUCUCGGAUUCCGAUGCUAACAGUUCACCGGGUCAAGCUCAAAUCCCCCAGACAGCAUCGAAUCUGGCCAAGAAGUGGAAAUAUAGACUCGCAACGGGCUCAGUCGAUCCAACAGCCUUCUUGAAUAUGAGUGAUAUUAAUUGCAAAAGCAACAGUAACAGUCAUCAUAAUAGUAAUUCUAACUUUACCAGAGACAAUAAAACUUGUAAUAACAAUAACAGUGAUAUUAAUCAAGACAUCAAUAAUAGUAUUAAUAAUUUCAAGUGUAAUAACACCUCAUUACCAAAGCUCUAUACUGGUAAUGAGAAGUUACUGAUACCAGAGCAUCAUUAUAUUUCAGAUUAUUUUAUAUUUUGA